AUUGUUUUCUCUCUCUUCCCCCUCUCUCUCUCUCUCUCGUACGCUCUCCCUCUUUCUCAUCAUCCCACAGUUUCAUCUCUCUCACUCCCCAUCUCAUCCUUCACCAUAACAUCCACACCACAACCUCCACCACCAUCUACGAAUCAAUCACUCGUCAUGAGAGUGAGGGAGUGGCCAAGUGAGAGAAGAUUUACCGGCGGGAGAGAAGUUCUGGCGAGGAGGAGUUCCGGCCGAGAGAGUUCUUGUGGUCGUUUGUGGUGACGCGGCGGUGCUUGGCAACGGCGGCAAUGAAGCUUCUUGCUCCUUCUUUCCUCUGGUUUGAUCUCAAAUUGCUCCAUGGAAGGAUAAUGUUCCUCCAUGAAAUUUGAUCUUUGGAUGUCAAUAAACUCAGGUGACUAGAAAAAUCACUAUGACCACAAUUUCAUAAAGAGAUGAAUGAUGGUUGGGUUGGUUUGGAAAAGUCACCUGAUGGAUCUUUCAAGAAGAAGAUUCUGGAUUAGGGGUAUGGCUUUUGUCUAGGGUUAAAGCCAUCAGGGAUUUUUUUGAAAUCUAUAUCAAAGGAAGUUACUGGUGUUGAAGUCAUUUACCCAUCAAGCAAGGAAGGACUCACUGCCUUGGUGGAGUAUAAUGAAAAGAAAAUAUUUGAGGUGACACUGAAGGAAAUGAAGUCUGCUUUAACAACACAGAUAACAGAGGAGGCUGAUAUAUCUGAAGUUAUUGAGACUGUGAAGCUUCGGGUUAGAGAUGCUAAGUUGCCAGAAACUGAGAUUGUGCGGAUCUUAUGGGAUGUUUUAAUGGAUGGUGUUCAGUGGUCUGGUAAAAAUCAGCAACAGAAUGCAAAUGCUGCCCUGCGCAAGGUAAAAACUUGGGCAGAACUGUUGAAUACUUUCUGCACCAGUGGAAAACUUGAGCUGGAACUGAUGUACAAAGUACAGAUGCAAUGCUAUGAGGAUGCUAAACUGAUGAAACUGUUCCCUGAGAUUAUUAGAUCUCUCUAUGACCAAGAUGUGCUGGCUGAAGAUACCAUUCUUCAUUGGUUCCGUAAAGGAACAAACCCCAAAGGAAGGCAAACCUUUGUGAAGGCACUGGAACCCUUUGUUAAUUGGCUGAAAGAGGCUGAAGAAGAGGAGUGAAUGUGACUGAGGUUUAGGACCAGAGAUAGUGCACUGUCUUUAGCUCAUGUACUAUUACCUAUCCUCUUUCUUAGAUAUUGACUCAAAUUCUCAUAAAUUUGAUGUGCCUGGUACUAAUAAUCUAUUUCCUUGUAGACUUUGUUCACACCAUCUGUCAUGCCCUCAUGUAUCGUGGUGCUUGCAUUUUUUCGAUACAUAUGUGAGGAUUAUGUUACAUGGAUGUAUUACUAUAUUUUGAGUGUUCACCCUUCAUAAUGGCUUUUUACUUU
This is a messenger RNA of Trifolium pratense (red clover), 1402 nucleotides long. RefSeq names its product basic leucine zipper and W2 domain-containing protein 2-like. Gene Ontology annotation, molecular function: protein binding. NCBI's taxonomy places the organism in Eukaryota, Viridiplantae, Streptophyta, Magnoliopsida, Fabales, Fabaceae. Gene Ontology annotation, cellular component: membrane; cytoplasm. The coding region runs from base 663 to 1133 and encodes 156 amino acids. The record is from RefSeq and is a predicted model, not a curated record. The transcript is spliced from 7 exons.